This is a messenger RNA of Quercus robur (English oak), 1389 nucleotides long. RefSeq lists its product as uncharacterized. The record is from RefSeq and is a predicted model, not a curated record. Lineage: Eukaryota; Viridiplantae; Streptophyta; Magnoliopsida; Fagales; Fagaceae. The transcript has 2 exons. Gene Ontology annotation, biological process: DNA integration. Bases 1 to 1389 code for a protein of 462 amino acids. Gene Ontology annotation, molecular function: nucleic acid binding; RNA-DNA hybrid ribonuclease activity.
AUGCCCCGCACUGCUGUGAAGGGCCAAGUCCUCGCAGAUCUGGUAGCUGAGUUUUUCGAACCCUCACCAGAAGAAGGGGGAGGGGUACCGAGCACAGACGAAAAACUGGUUGGCACAGUCUCUCAGCAAAAGCCCACUUGUUGGAAAGCAUACGUUGACGGCGCGGCCAAUCAAAGGGGCUCUAGGGUGGGGCUCGCCCUAAUUUCCCUCGAGGGGAUUACCAUCGAAAAAUCGCUAAGACUGGGCUUCUUGGCCAUGAAUAACGAGGCAGAAUAUAAGGCCCUGUUGGAAGGAAAGUCUAUGGUCGAGAAACUGGGUGAGAAAUCCAUAAACAUGUUCUCGGACUCAAGACUUGUUGUAGGACAAGUAAAUGGGGAAUUGGAGGCAAGGGAUGAAAGAAUGCAAGAGUACCUAGUCCAAGCUAAGCGCUUGCGGGCGCGUUUUAACUUUUUCAGCCUAAUACAUGUAUCCAAGAGCGGAAACACCCAUGCUGAUUCUCUUGCCACGCUAGCCACCUCCUCGGUGCAAUGCCUACCUCGAGUUAUACUCGUGGAAGAUCUACACAGGCCCUCGGUGGUAAAAGCCGGGAUGAUGCAUGUUCACAACGUCAGGGCAGGGCCUAGCCGGAUGGAUCCUUUAAUACUGUUUUUAAAGAAGGAUAUCUUAUCCGAAGAGAAGAGCGAGGCCGACAAGAUUAGAAGAAAGGCUUCUCGAUUCUGGCUGUCCGAGGACUUGAAACUGUAUAAGCGCUCAUUUUCAGGACCGUACUUGCUAUGCGUACACCCAGAUGCCACAGAACUUAUCUUAGAGGAAUUGCAUGAAGGAAUUUGUAGGAGCCAUACCGGGGGUUGGUCCAUGUCCCAUAAGGCCAUAACCCAAGUGGGGAACAAAAGGUUCCUUCUCGUCGGCACUGAUUAUUUCACAAAAUGGGUCGAAGCCGAGCCACUGGCAAACAUUAGAGACGUAGAUGCUAAGAAAUUUAUUUGGAAGAACAUCGUCACCAGGUUCGGAGUCCCUCACACCCUAAUCUUGGACAACGGUCUCCAGUUCGAUAGUAAGGCUUUCAAAAGGUAUUGCAGCGAAUUGGGAAUUGCAAAUAAAUACUCCACACCGGCUUACCCACAGGGGAAUGGGCAGGCUGAAGCUGUCAACAAAGUCAUAGUAAAUGGGUUGAAGAAAAGGUUAGAUGACGCGAAAGGGAGAUGGGUAGAAGAAUUGCCCCAUGUCCUGUGGACAUAUCGCACCACGCCACGCAGAUCCACAGGGGAGACCCCAUUUUUGAUGACCUAUGGAGCUGAGGCUGUCAUCCCUCUAGAAACAAACUUUCCAACGCUAAAGACCAGCAAUUCUGUCCUAAUGUUAACAACAGGCUGCUGGAAAAAAGCUUAG